Molecule: messenger RNA, 873 nt
Organism: Penicillium salamii
Lineage: Eukaryota; Fungi; Ascomycota; Eurotiomycetes; Eurotiales; Aspergillaceae
Source: the annotation of a GenBank genome assembly
AUGAAAUCAUGUCAUAUUCCGAGAUCAACAGCUCGAUUUUCGACCGGAGUGCAAGAGCUCGAUGCCAAUGAGCUGGAAAGCUCACGCAGCCCCCGCCAUGUUGGUCAGAUCCACGAAAUACUCCAAAGCCAUGGACUUCUCAAGAUCAACUUGAAAUUUCCGGAUGAGUCGAGUUCCUAUCUCACACAGUUGAUUUCUGCCCUGAGCACGAGUCACGGCCACGGUGUACCCAUCACACAUAGCUCCAGCCGAGGCUGGUUUUGGGAGGUAAGACCUCAGUCGACGGCAGCAUCAGCAUCAGCAUCAACGUCGAAGUCUGAGACAUCGCCACCUCAAAACGCCCCAGCCCGCUCAGAGACAUCUGAGUCAUUUCCCUGGCACACAGACUGCAGUUAUGAAGAAAGUCCACCACGCUUCUUUGCACUUCAGGUUCUUCACGCUGAUGCCUGCGGUGGCGGCACACUCUCUGUAAUGGAGCUUUCGCGCCUUCUGCCACUUCUCUCCGCGACGGCACGGAAGUAUUCAUUUAGGGCUGAAUACCGUAUCGCUGUCCCGCCCGAGUUCAUCAAAAAAGAUGAUCAGAGAUCCAUCGUUGGCAGCCUUUUGACCAAUCCCGGUGAUGGGCUGCGAUUCCGUGAAGAUAUCAUCACACCGCUAACGCCAAGUGCGGGCCAGGCGUUCGAAGAGCUGAAAAGUAUGUUGCGGAGCCCCGAGGCGAAAUCUAGCACGAUCCCUCUUUCGCCGGAAGUGCUACCCAGUGGGUCGAUUGUUUUGGUUGAGAAUCGACGAUGGCUCCAUGCCAGGAAUGAGGUGCGGGACCCGAUGAGACACUUGAGGAGGGUUCGUUGGGAUGCCAGGCCUUUUGCAGGUUAG